GGAAAAGGGUGGUGUGUUCGUUUUUUAUGCUUUUAAGGUGCUUUAAGUUGCAGAUAAUGGUUUCUCUAAAUUACGUGUGCUAAGAAAAGGAAAACUCGAAGUAUAUAAAUCGUGCCACAUGUGAUUCCAGCUUCCCAUCAUGUGCGAGUCCGGGCCGGAGAUCUUCCACGAGAAACAGCGGCUGGAGCUGUGCGCCAUCCACGCGCUCAACAACGUGCUGCAGGAGCGCAUCUUUACCAAGGAGGCGGCGGAUGAAAUCUGCAAAAGGUUAGCUCCAGAAUGUCGUGUUAAUCCUCACCGCAGCUUCCUAGGGACGGGGAACUACGAUGUGAAUGUAAUUAUGGCAGCACUCCAGAGCCGGGGGCUGGCAGCAGUGUGGUGGGACAAGCGCAGGUCGGUGGACUUGCUACAUCUGGAUCACAUCCUCGGCUUCAUCAUGAACAUCCCAUCGCUGGUGUCGCUUGGCUUCCUCUCCUUGCCGUUCCGGAGAAGGCACUGGAUAGCAGUGAGACUCGUCAAUGAAUGUUACUACAACCUGGACUCCAAGCUGAAGGGACCCGUCCGCAUCGGAGAUGCAUGUGACCUGCGGAACUUUCUCAAGGAGCACAUAUCACAGGAACCAUGUGAGGUCCUGCUGGUUGUGGACAAGAAGGUCGAGGAGGAUGGCACAUGGAUGCUGCACAGCAGUUGACGGAGCUGUGUAUCCUGUGACCUGAAAAUGCCGCAUGCCUGCCUGCCUGGAAGAGCUUUGGCCGUGGACUCCAGCGCUUUCAACGGAAUAACUCUGCAUUUGGAGAACCAGAAGUUUGCCAGUAACUUUGCACUUUCGACAUUUUAUAUGCCUUGGAUGAGGAACAAGAAGGGAUAAGGGUGAGGUCUGAGAAAAGAAAAAAGAAAAUGUAAACUUGCUUGCUUGGUUAAUUAAUUGAUUGAUUGAUUGAAGUUUUUUUGCAUCCCUAAGUAGGUGGAUGAUUUGGGUUAUAAAUGAUGUGACGAAGGAGCGUCACUCUCCGCCUGCCCGGAGGACCGAGCACAUGGUGUCCUGAUGACCGCUGUCUUCUCAGCCAGCGUGUGCUUUUUCUACACAUUAUGUCCCUUGAUUAGGCCCGCCUAUCCACUAUCGGCUAGGACCCUCAUUUUGUCUUUAGAAAAGCCCAGAUUCUUCAAGGCACGGAUUUAACAAUGUGCAGGUAGCAACCGUCGGGAAUUUUAGCUCAUGCCGAGUCGGUAGCCCUACAAGGUUCUGGCCACGUUUUUGUUUGGGUGCUGCUUAAGGAAAAAACAAAGCAAACACACCGGUGACGCAUUGGGAGUGGAGAUCAUGGGUUCACAGCCCGGGUCCUCCCUGCGUGGAGAGCGUUUUGACUCGUGAGAAAGGCGCUAUAUAAAUGUAAAAGAAUUAUUAUUAAUUCAGGACUGAAUCUUGACAACAAUAAAAAAGUGAAUUAGUUAAAUUAGGGUGGCACGGUGGUGCAGUGGGUAGCGCUGCUGCCUCGCAGUACAGAGACCUGUGGUUCACUUCCCUGGUCCUCCCUGCGUGGAGUUUGCAUGUUCUCCCCGUGUCUGCGUGGGUUUCCUCCCACAGUCCAAAGACAUGCAGUUUAGGUGCAUUGGCGAUCCUAAAUUGUCGCUAGUGUGUGUGUGCGCGCCCUGCCCAGGCUCCAGCAGACCCCCCGUGACCCUGUAGUUAGGAUAUAGCGGGUUGUGUAAUGGAUGGAUAGUUAAAUUAGCAGCAAGGACUGGUGACUAAUCAAGAAAAGGGUUAGCAGUGGUCCAGGAGUGGAGUUGGAGACCCCUGCCCUGUGCUGGUGGAUGUUGUCUUUUCUCUGGUCAGGAUCACAGUGCUCACAGAGCCAGCAGACCAGACUUUGCUACCCGAAGCGAUGGUUUGCACUCGUCCAAAGGAAUUCCCAGGCCCCCAGUUCAUUUUGAGAGGUGUAUUCUCUAACGCUUAUAUCUAGUGUGCACAGGGAAGGCCCCCACGAGAUACCAUUGCCAUGUCCGCCAGCUCCAUCUUACCUGGAGGCCCACCCAGCUCAUUCUGUUCUCUUACAUGUUUAGUUUCUGACACAGAUAUCUACAUUUAUAGGUUUGGUGCCCAGCAGGGGGCACUUUUGAGCCUUCCCCUCACUUAAAAUGACCUACAAACACCCCCACCCCCUCAUUCCAGUCAUGGGGGUUUUUAUUUAUAGAAUGAUGGGUCCCAGGAGGGUGCAGGGCACAGGUUACAUAAAGAGGACAGUAGCACUCCCUAAUUCUGAGCCCCUCUCCACAAUACACACAGUUGUCAGUCAGUCAUCGUCCAACUCCCUAUAUCCUAACACAGGGUCACGGGGGGUCUGCUGGAGCCAAUCCCAACUAACAGAGGGUGCAAGGCAGGAAACAAACCCCGGGCAGGGCGCCAUACACAGUUGUGCCCCUUUCUUACCUUUUCCUCCUCUCUCAUGUCUCAGGUGGGUUUCUUUCCUUUGUUUCCACUUCACUCUGACUCUAUGCUCACCUGGCAAUGGCAAGGAGGCUUUUGUUAAAGUGUGGCCCUUCAUGGCCGAUUUGCUGACUGACAGUCCUGGCCCUUUUGGAAGUGUACUGCCAUCUACUUAAUGGGCUGGGUGCACCUGUAUUGGGCAUCAAUCUGGGCAUAGCAGCUCUGUAAUUUCCAAGAUGACUGUUCGGUGGUCUCUAGUCUUCCUUUGUCCACCUUCUCUACUCCAUCCAAGAAGGGGUAACCAAUUUGAACCAUCUGUUGGAAUGACAAAUUCAGUGCAUUUUACUACUACAAACUAGCUAUGCCACCCAACUAAGACAGGCUGAGAUGUAAGAAAUCAAAGUAAACCUCAGCAUUAAUGUUUGUAAUGCGUACGGUUCUGUUAUGUCAUUUGGAAUAGGAUUCAUAAAAGUGGUGUUAAUGUUUGUGAUGCACCAUCUGUUGGAAUGACAGAGACAUGGCAACUGGACAGACACUUCUCCUUCUCUUAGGGUGGAGGGUUAACUCACUUGUACUACCACAAAGAGGCACAAGGUGCUACAGCACAGUGGGAAAUAGCACAAACACAGGGGGCUGCAUGUCUGAGCAGCCAAACCAAACCACCAUUGAGGGUCUUGAAGUGCAGAGGGUCAAUUGAAGGGUUAAUUCAGAACCACUGAUUUGGGCAUCUGGAAUAGAAAGUCUGCCAAGGAUGUGACAAUCAUGGAGAUUUUAUGCAUAGGAUUGGAGGGGAUGCCAUUGUGAAUGAAAUCCAGAAAUCAGGAUAAGUUUUCUUGAGCACUUUGGGAAGGAGAGAAUAUCUGCUUCCUUUAAUCUUCUUCUUUCAGCUGCUCCCGUUAAGGGUUGCCACAGCGGAUCAUCUUCUUCCAUAUCUUUCUGUCCUCUGCGUGUUGCUCUGUUCCAUCACCUCCAUGUCCUCUCUCGCCACAUCCAUAAACCUUCUCUUAGGCCUUCCUCUUCCUAUCCUUAACAUCCUUCUCCCAUUAUACCCAGCAUCUCUCCUCUGCACAUGUCCAAACCAACGCAAUCUCGCCUCUCUGACUUUGUGUCCAAACCUUCCAACUUGAGCUGACCCUUUAAUGUCCUCAUUUCUAAUCCUGUCCAUCCUUGUUCACACCCAAUGCCAAUCUUAGCAUCUUUAACUCUGCCACUUCUAGCUUUGUCUCCUGCUUUCUGCUAAGUGCCACCGUCUCUAAACCAUAUAACAUAGCUGGUCACACUACCGUCCUGUAGUCCCUUCCCUUUCACUCUUGCUGAUAUCGGUCUGUCACAAAUCACUCCUGACACUCUUCUCCACCCAUUUCACCCUGCCUGCACUCUCUUUUUCACUUCUCUUCCACAAUCCCCAUUACUCUGUACUGUUGAUCCCAAGUAUUUAAACUCAUCCACCUUCACCAACUCUACUCCCCUCAUUCCACUGACCUCCCUCUCAUUCACACACAUGUAUUCUGUUUUGUUCCUACAGAGCUUCAUUCCUCUCCUCUCUAGAGCAUAUCUCCAUCUCUCCAGGGUCUCCUCAACCUGCUCCCUACUAUCACUACAGAUCACAAUUUCAUUAGCAAACAUCACAGUCCACGGGGACUCCUGUCUAAUCUCGUCUCUCAACCUGUCCAUCACCAUUGCAAAUAAGAAAGGGCUCAGAGCCGAUCCCUGAUGUAAUCCCACCUCCGUCACUCCUACCGCAGACCUCACCACUGUCACACUUCCCUCAUACAUAUCCUGUACAACUCUUAUGUACUUCUCUGCCACUCCCGACUUCCUCAUACAAUACCACAGCUCCUCUCAGUCACCCUGUCAUAUGCUUUCUUCAGGUCCACAAAGACGCAAUGCAACUCCUUCUGGCCUUCUCUGAACUUCUCCAUCAAACACCCUCAGAGCAAACAUCACAUCUGUGGUGCUCUUUCUUGGCAUGACACCAUCCUGCUGCUCACUAAUCAUCACCUCACUUCUUAACCGAGCUUCCACUACUCUUUCCCAUAACUUCAUGCUGUGGCUCAUCAAUUUUAUCCCCUGUAGUUACUACAGUCCUGCACAUCCCCCUUAUUCUUAAAUAUGUAUCACUACACUUCUUCUGCACUCCUCAGACAUCCUCUCACUUUCCAAGAUUCCAUUAAACAAUCUGGUUAAAAACUCUACUGCCAUCUCUCCUAAACACCUCCAUGCUUCCAUAGGUAUGUCAUCUGGACCAACAGCCUUUCCAUUCUUCAUCCUCUUCAUAGCUGUCCUUACUUCCUCUUUGCUAAUCCGUUGCACUUCCUGAUUCACUAUCUCCACAUCAUCCAACCUCUUCUCUCUCUCAUUCUCUUCAAUCAUCAGCCUCUCAAAGUACUCUUUCCAUCUGCUCAACACACUCUCCUCGCUUGUGAGUAUGUUUCUAUCUUCAUCCUUUAUCACCCUAACCUGCUGCACAUCUUUCCCAGCUCGGUCCCUCUGACUAGCCCACUGGUCCUUUUCUCCCUCCUUAGUGUCCAACCCCUCAUACAACUCAUCAUACGCCUUUUCUUUAGCCUUCAUCACCUCUCUCUUCACCUUGCCCCUUAUCUCCUUGUACUCUUGUCUACUUUCUGCAUCUCUCUGACUAUCCCACUUCUUCUUUGCCAUCCUCUUCCUCUGUAUACUCUCCUGUAUUUCCUUUUCCUCCUUCCUCUGUCCAGAUGUCACACCAAGCACCCAUCUUGCUGUCACCCUUACUACAUCUGCUGUAGUUUCCCAGCUGUCUGGUGACUCUUUACUGCCACCCAGCACCUGUCUCACCUCCUCCCUAAGCUCAACCUUGCAGUCUUCUUUUUUCAACUUCCACCACUUGAUCCUUGGCUCUACCCUCACUCUCUUCCUCUUCUUGAUCUCCAAUGUCAUCCUACAGUCCACCAUCCUAUGCUGUCUACACUUUCCCCUGCCACCACUUUGCAGUCUUCAAUCUCCUUCAGAUCAACUCUUCUGCAUAGGAUGUAAUCUACCUGUGUGCAUCUUCCUCCACUUUUGUACGUCACCCUGUGUUCCUCCCUCUUCUUAAAAUACGUAUUCACCACAGCCAUGUCCAUCCUUUUGGCAAAUUCCACUAUCCUCUGACCUUCUUCAUUCCUCUCCUUGACACCAUACCUACCCAUCUCCUCAUCUCUACUGCUCCCUUCACCAACAUGCCCAUUGAAAUCCGCUCCAAUCACCACAUUCUGUCCCUUGAGUACACUGUCCAUCACUUCAUCCUACUCACUGCAGAAAUCUUCUUUCUCACCCAUUGCACACCCAACUUGCGGUGCAUAUGCACUAACAACAUUCAUCAUCACACCUCCAAUUUCCAGCUUCAUAAUCAUCACUCUGCCUGACACUCUCUUCACCUCCAAAACACUCUUGACAUGCUGUUUCUUCAGAAUAACUCCUACUUCAUUUCUCCUCCCAUCCACACCAUGAUAGAACAGUUUGAAUCCACCUCUGAUCCACCUGGCCUUACUCCCCUUCCAUUUAGUCUCUUGCACACACAAUAUAUCAACCUUCCUUCUCUCCAUCAUAUCUGCUAACUCUUUACCCUUACCAGUCAUACUGCCAACAUUCAAAGUUCUACCCUCAGUUCCACUCUCUUUACCUUCCUCCUCUCCUCCUGCCUCCGGACACGUCUCCCCCCUCUUCUUCUCCUUCUUCUUCUUCGGCCAACAGUAGCCUAAUUUCUGCCAGCACCCUUUUGUGACCAUUGUUAACCCGGGCCUCAACUGAUCUGGUAUGGAAAUGUGUAUUGUUGUCUGCAAAAUUUUAGACCGGGUACUUUUCCUGUUGUAACCCCCCUCCCCAUUUGUCUGGACUUGGGACCACCAUGGUUUGUGCUUCCUUUAAUGACUAAUUUUAAAUAAAAAUGGAACUCGGUUGCCUUAAUGAAA
Erpetoichthys calabaricus (reedfish) is the source of this 6354-nucleotide messenger RNA. It is a transcript of the gene josd2, whose product is annotated as Josephin domain containing 2. The transcript has 4 exons. The record is from RefSeq and is a predicted model, not a curated record. Lineage: Eukaryota; Metazoa; Chordata; Cladistia; Polypteriformes; Polypteridae. Gene Ontology annotation, molecular function: cysteine-type deubiquitinase activity. Bases 140 to 691 code for a protein of 183 amino acids. Gene Ontology annotation, biological process: protein deubiquitination.